This is a messenger RNA of Cladocopium goreaui, 2307 nucleotides long. The record is from the annotation of a GenBank genome assembly. Lineage: Eukaryota; Dinophyceae; Suessiales; Symbiodiniaceae.
AUGCACCUGGACAGAGUGGACAGAGCCGUGGAUGCCACUGAAGAGCUACAUGCGCGAAAGGUAGCUGCCCUUCUCAAUUCGCAGAACAGGCUGCGCUGCGCCAAUGCAGCCCUGAAGCAUGAAGACUUGACAAGAAAAGAGGCUUCGAAUGGCAGAGGUGCUGCAUUGGCCCGUGCAGAACGUGAACUGCUUCAACAGGAUGUGGUUCUUCGUGCUUUCUACGACUUCCUAGGGAAGGACGUAGCAAGAAAGCAAAUUCGACGUGCCUUGGAGGCGGGGCCAAAGCGCAUCCGCCCUACCACUCGAGAGGAGUUGAGGUGGAAACUUGAAGAUUUAGGAGAGGAGCUUGCGAAAGCAAAGGAGGAGGCAAAGGAGAAGGCCAAGCAGGAAGAAGAGACUGAAGCAAAGGAGGAGCUUCGAGGUGAGCAAGAGGAGAUCAAAGCACAAAGACAAGCUAUCGAGGAAUGGAAGAAACGCAUAGCGAAGCUGGAGCAAGAUAACUCUGCCCAUCAGGUUGAGAUCAGCAGCUUGGAACGUGCCUUGCAGACAGGCCUGGAGCGGUUGGAUGGACCUCAAGUCUCAGCUGCCCGGAGGCCUCCGUGGCAACUCCUUGUGAGUCAAACUGCUCCUGCGAGUCUCGGGCUUCUGAAGGAGAAGCUCUUGGAGAAGGAGAAGGCUUUCAACCAGCUGCAGCAAGAGCGACAUCAGCUGCAAGAGGAGCUGCUCGAGGCUCAAAAAGUCUCACAGCAACUGGCGCAGGAGGCGAAAGAAAGGAGGGAGGAGCUGCAGCGCUUGCGACAUGGAAGUGGAGAGGCAAAGAGGAGGACCUCGGUAGUACAUCAAGGAGAAAUCCUUGCCAUGAAGAAGCAGGUGGAUGCUGGAGAGACUGCCUUGGAUGAGGUUCGGGCACGACGAAACUCGAUGCGAGCUGAACAGAAGGGCGUGGUGUUAGACGGAAAGCGCCGCAUCUCAGUGCUGGAGGUGGAUCUCGCACGCCAGCAGCAGCAAAGCCAGAAAGAGCUGCAAGAGCAGUUGGCCAUGGAGGAAGAGACUUUGGCAGCAGCACAGCGUGAACGUCUGGAAGACAUUGCGAAGUCAGAGCGGCAAGCAGAAGCGGCUCUGGACCUUUGCCGCAAGGAGGAGGCCAUGUAUCACUCAGAAGCUGCGGAGCAACGCGCGGCGAGUGCUGGACUCGUUGAAGCUGUGGAACUCGUGCGCCGUGGCGUGGCUGCAGAGGCUGCAGCGGCUGCAGCGGUCGCUGCUGAGGGGAUGGCAGUGAAGGAAGGCCUCAGCGAGCAGCUGGAGCAGGGCGCACAAGCGGCUGCAGACAUUGCGGAGGAGCUUGCCCUUGCGAAUGGUUUGAGCCACCAGCGUGCAAAAGAACAGGCUGCUCUCGCUGCAGCAGAGGUGCGAGCGCAAACAGGAAGUCUGGCAGAACGCCAAGCAGCUCUGAAGCGAACGAUCGCCAUCCGCGAAGAUUUGAUUUCGCAGACUCUGCAGAUCCAGGAGGAAUACGAACGAGAGAAACGACGAAAAGAUGAGAUGGUUCUUGAAAAGAUUGAUUUGGAGUUGGAGAUGGAGAGUGAGACCAGGACUUGGGAGAGGAACAUGUUGGAUCGCAAGCGCAUGGAACAGUCUGUUGUUACCCAGCUGCCUGGAGUCGUGAGCAGUGUAGAUUUGAUCUGCCUAAGAUCAGAGCUCACAGUGCAGAAAGAGUUAACAGAACAAGAGGUUGCCCAAAGUCGGCAAGAGGUUGCCCAAGCAGAGGCCAUUCUGGCUGCGGUGACAGAGGCGGCUGUGGAGCACAAAGAGAUGGCGGCCCGGCGAGGACGAGCCCUUGGUGGUGAGGACUCCCAAAGCCUUUUGGAUGAAGCAAGACAAGAGAGGCGAUUGGCCAAAGAAAGCCUUCAAUCAGCCCUUGAGGAUUUGCACUUGCACGGCCUCAGGACUCAAGAUGGUUUGCCUGAUGAAGCCUCUUGUGUGGCGGACAGCGACGUCUCACAGGAUUGGAUCCGCGUGCCGAUCCAUGUCAGUGACAAGGACCAGUUGUUGUCUGAAGUGGAGGAAGCGAAGAAGGCCUUGGCCGUGCGGCGCAGUGUGGCAGCCCAAACUGAGCAGCUCUCAGCGCUGCAUGCAGAAGCAGAGGCAUUAGAAAUUCAGAAUUUGCAACUGCAGGAACAGAAGCGUGAUUUGGAGCUACGCAUUUCUGCCGCGCAGUUUGCUUUGAAACGGUGGCCAAAGAGACGCCAGGCUAAUGUGAGAGGCUGUCCUUUCUGCCAGCACUGCCAAGUGGGUGAUUCUGGUUGA